Messenger RNA from Diaporthe amygdali, 1314 nucleotides. RefSeq names its product O-methyltransferase. NCBI's taxonomy places the organism in Eukaryota, Fungi, Ascomycota, Sordariomycetes, Diaporthales, Diaporthaceae. Gene Ontology annotation, molecular function: O-methyltransferase activity. Bases 1 to 1314 code for a protein of 437 amino acids. The transcript is spliced from 2 exons. The record is from RefSeq and is a predicted model, not a curated record.
AUGGCUUCUCAGGUGAAAGAAGAAUCUGAUAUGAAAUGCGAAGAUGAACAGCAUCCGAGGCCACCCCAGAGACCCCUACGCCUGAAUGCCUCCCAAGCGCCCAAAGAAGAGAUUCAGAGCCUUGUCGGCCGCAUCAAUGCUGCCGCUAAGGCAUUGGACACACCCGAGACAGACUUAGCCUCCAACGCUCGACAGAAUCUUCUGCUUGAGGCCAAAAUCCUAGUCGCCUCUCUCGAAGAUCCCGAUGCAGAAGUCUGGCCCCGCGCCUUUCAGGUCAACGUCGCGCUUUCAGUCGACAUCGCAGGAAGUCUCGGGGUUUGGGAUAAACUGCGAGACGAAGAGUUCAUCACUCUUUCGGAUGCUGCCAAAUGGUCGGAUGCCACAGCAGUUGUUCGAGUUUUGCGGCAGCUGACCGCAGCUGGCCUUCUUUCCGACUUCAAGAGCCUCAAUGAGCCUGCAUAUGCCCUCACGUCCUUGGGAAAGCCGUAUCUCGAUUGGAACCAUCUUUCCUUCAAUCGUUUCAUUCUUCGAGAGGUUCUCCCGACUAUUCGCGACUCAGUGGAGCAGAAGUGCUUUCAAACGCCCAGCUUCGACAGCGUGCCCCACAACAAGUGGUUGAAUCUGGCCAAAAAUCCCAAUCGUGCAGCUAACAUGGCCCGAGGAAUGAGGUCUCUGAGUGCCGGUGGCCUGGCCGCCAAAGCGUACCCUUUCGGCGACGAGCUUGCGAAGCUGAACAUCAAAGACGAUGAUAUCGCUAUUGUAGACGUGGCUGGCGGACAGGGACAUAUCAUGAGCGACAUCCGCAAGCGGUAUCCUGACAUGAAGGGCAGCAUCAUCGUCCAAGAUCUCCAAUCGGUGAUCGAAUCCGACCCAGGCGGCAAAGUCCAAGGCGUCAGUUUUAUGGCUCACGAUUUUUUCCAGCCGCAGCCCAUCACGACGGCUCAUGUUUACUACCUUCGACACAUCGUUCACGACUGGGACGACGACUCGAUGACACUUAUACUCAAGGAGUUGGUCCCAAUCCUGAAGGCGCGGCCUCUGACCAAGUUGCUUCUGGCAGACUUAGUCCUUCCCGCCACCGAUGUAAGUAUGCAGGAAGCUGUGCGAGACUUCACCAUGUUUCGCAUCGGGGGCUUAGAGCGGACUGAGGACCAGUGGCGAAAGCUGCUUGCGAGGAGUGAGCUGGAGAUCAAAAAGAUCUGGAGAGGCACCGAGCCUGAAGCAUGUGUGGAAUGCGCCUUGAUCGUUGCUGAUGAGCAUGAUCAGAAUGAUUCUGCCACAGGUUCUCCUAGCUCAGAGGUGACUGGAGUGUGA